AUGCGCCUCAACGGCUCUGCGCCGGUUCCCCGGGGCGCGCCGGGCGCCAAACCCUUCCCGCUGCCGCCCUCGGGGCUGGAGGCGGCGCUCCUAGCCCCCGGCUUCGGUAACGGCACUGGCAACGAGUCGGAGCACCUGCGAGCGGCGCCCAGCAGCGACCUGGACGUGAACACGGACAUCUACUCCAAGGUGCUGGUAACCGUGGUGUACCUGGCGCUCUUCGUGGUGGGCACGGUGGGCAACUCGGUGACGGCGUUCACGCUGGGGCGCAAGAAGUCGCUGCAGAACCUGCAGAGCACCGUGCACUACCACCUGGGCAGCCUGGCGCUGUCCGACCUGCUCAUCCUGCUGCUGGCCAUGCCCGUGGAGCUGUACAACUUCAUCUGGGUGCACCACCCCUGGGCCUUCGGCGACGCUGUCUGUCGCGGGUACUAUUUCCUGAGGGACGCCUGCACCUACGCCACCGCCCUCAACGUGGCCAGCCUCAGUGUGGAGCGCUACCUGGCCAUCUGCCACCCCUUCAGGGCCAAGACCCUCAUGUCUCGCAGCCGCACCAAGAAGUUCAUCAGUGGCAUCUGGCUCGCCUCGGGCCUGUUGGCCGUGCCCAUGCCCUUCACCAUGGGCCAGCAGAACCGCAGUGCCGACGGCCAUCACCCCGGCGGCCUGGUGUGCACGCCCGUAGUGGGCACCGCCACGAUCAAGGUCGUCAUCCAGAUUAAUACCUUCAUGUCCUUUGUGUUCCCCAUGGUGGUCAUCUCCAUCCUGAACACCAUCAUUGCCAACAAGCUGACCAUCAUGGUCCGCCAGGCAGCUGAGCAGGGCCAGGUGUGCACGGUUGGGGACCAGCACAGCUCAUUCAGCAUGUCCAUCGAGCCUGGCAGGGUCCAAGCCCUGCGGCAUGGCGUCCGGGUCUUACGUAUAUUCCUGUACGACUUCUACCACUACUUGUACAUGCUGACCAACACGCUCUUCUACGUCAGCUCCACCAUCAACCCCAUCCUCUACAACCUGGUCUCCGCCAACUUCCGCCAGGCCUUUCUGUCCACGCUGGCCGGCCUCUGUCCCUUGUGGGGGCGCAGGAGGGGGAGGCCGGCCUUCUCCAGGAAGACCAACAGCGUGUCCAGCAACCACACCUUCUCCAGCAACGUCACUCGGGAGACGCUGUAUUAG
This is a messenger RNA of Odobenus rosmarus divergens (Pacific walrus), 1170 nucleotides long. RefSeq names its product neurotensin receptor 1 (high affinity) (gene NTSR1). Gene Ontology annotation, cellular component: plasma membrane. Bases 1 to 1170 code for a protein of 389 amino acids. Gene Ontology annotation, biological process: neuropeptide signaling pathway. The record is from RefSeq and is a predicted model, not a curated record. Gene Ontology annotation, molecular function: G protein-coupled neurotensin receptor activity. The transcript has 3 exons. NCBI's taxonomy places the organism in Eukaryota, Metazoa, Chordata, Mammalia, Carnivora, Odobenidae.